Messenger RNA from Perca fluviatilis (European perch), 2142 nucleotides. RefSeq names its product zinc finger and SCAN domain-containing protein 21-like. Gene Ontology annotation, cellular component: cytoplasmic vesicle; cytoskeleton; plasma membrane. The record is from RefSeq and is a predicted model, not a curated record. Gene Ontology annotation, molecular function: protein kinase binding; GTP binding; GTPase activity. Gene Ontology annotation, biological process: establishment or maintenance of cell polarity; cortical cytoskeleton organization; regulation of cell shape. The transcript has 4 exons. Bases 171 to 1856 code for a protein of 561 amino acids. Lineage: Eukaryota; Metazoa; Chordata; Actinopteri; Perciformes; Percidae.
CCUUUCCUUCACAACCAGAUGUAACUUAUUUAAGCUUGGUGCUGUGUUUAAAACACUGUCUUAACCAGAUAUGUCACUUUCUACUACAUCGGUUUUAAAUGAUUACAUAGACAAGCUAUAAGACACACUGCACAGAUUUGACAGAAUUUCUGGAGGCAAAAGUUGUCAUAAUGCAGAGUGUCAAGUGUGUGGUUGUUGGAGACAGUGGAGUAGGAAAGACCUACCUACUCUUCACCUACAUCAAAAAGAUCUUUCCUAAGGAGUACAUACCAGGUUUCUACGACACAUACACUACCCAGGUUAAUGUAGACAACCAGACUAUCAGCCUGAACCUUGUAGACACCGCUGGCAGAGAGGAAUAUGACCAUAUACGCCCCCUCUGCUACAAUCAAGCCAAUGUCAUCAUCAUUUGCUUCUCCAUUGCUAGCCCAACAUCCUGUGAGAAUGUCAAGAGCAAAUGGCAUCCAGAGGUUAAACACCAUUGCCCUAAUGUGCCUAGUCUCCUUGUGGGAACUAAGAGUGACCUGCAUGAUGAUCAGGAGAUCCUGGAGAAACGGAGAGAGCAGAAUCAGACCACAGUCACCAAGCAGCAGGGAACAGCAAUGGCAAAGCAAAUUAAGGCUGUUAAAUAUCUUGAGUGUGCUUCAAUCAACCAGCAUGGACUGAAUGAGGUGUUUGAUGAGGCUGUGCGUGCCUUUCUCAGUCAUUCAAUCACCACCAAGAAAUCCAGCUGUGUACUCUUGAUGUCUAAACUUGAACGUUUGAAUGUUCGCGUUGCCAAGCUACUGACUGAAGCGGUGCAGGAGGUUCUGGAGGUGGUGAAGGAGACAGUGUCCGAGUACCAGGAGAAAACUGCCAGAACACAGAGAGAGAACGAGAGUCUGAAGAGGAGGCUGCAGGAGCUCCAGGACACAACAACAAGAGAGAGCACAGAUUUCACAGCUGUUCUAUCUACAGCUAGUCUGUUACCUGAAGAAAAAGAAGUCACACAUAAUCAAGAGCAGGAUUUUGGGCUCGCUUUGAGGCAGGACUCAGACCUCCGUCUCGCAGAGCAAAAACAGAUAAGCAGCCACAAACCUGACCAUGACGUGAAGCAGGAAUCGACACAACAGGAGAGCUACAAUAACACUGAAUCACAAGCUAAGUGCAACUCGGCACAACCAACAGAACAUUGCAAAGCACAACCAGAGGAGGUGACAAACAUUAUUGAGGAGGCAAUGGCAGUCCACACAACACACAGUGCAAACAAGGACAUCAGUUUUGUCUCAUCCACAAAUGUGUGCACCUCUCCCUCCAGCACUAUCAAAAGAGAGUUAGAACUAACCGACUGCGCAACAUCAGAACCACCAUCUCUUCAAGAACAACAUAGUGGAUGUGUGGAUUUAAGCUGCAACUCUUCCCGUCAGAACUCUGCUGAAGAAAGGUCACAAGUUUGUGCUGAACCUUACGGACGUGUCUUUGCACACUCAAAUCAUGCCAUACCUAGGAGGCAUGGCUUUGCAAAAACCAACAGGGCUGCAUUUGACGGGAGAAAAAUCAGGCUUGAGCACUUCAGGAGAGAUGAAUCACACUUGUGCAUUGUAUGUGGAAAGACGUUCAGCAGGGUCGGGAACUUAAGAAUCCACGAGCGCUGUCAUACGGGAGAGAAGCCGUAUGGCUGCAUACAGUGUGGGAGACGUUUUAGUCAGGCAGGAGACCUGAAAAAACACAAGAGGGUCCACACUGGGGAGAAACCGUACUACUGCAACCAGUGUGGAAAGAGCUUUAGUCGGGGGGAGAAUCUGAAAAGACAUCAGAAGAUCCACAUUGGAGAGAUUUUACAGUUACAGCAAGUGUGGAGGGAGCAACAGCAAUGAUUAUUAUACUAGACUUAAUCCAUUAACAUUAAAAACAGCCAUAUUGAUGUAUCUCUCCUUUGCUGUAACAACUAUUGAUUUUGGACUAAACAUUAAUAUCCAGUGAGCAGGUUUAAAUAUUUGAAGGUGACAGUGUGUUAAGGCCCGGACACAGAGCCGACGACCAAACGUCGGCAGAAAAGGCAGUUGGACUGAUCAGUCUCCCCAAAUUGGUCAAAAAAGUGCCUCAGAACACACCAAAGCGACGAGACUUAAUACGUCUCCAUAACAGCAGGCGGCGCUAAUC